Bursaphelenchus okinawaensis is the source of this 2791-nucleotide messenger RNA. The record is from the annotation of a GenBank genome assembly. Lineage: Eukaryota; Metazoa; Nematoda; Chromadorea; Rhabditida; Aphelenchoididae.
AUGUGCUUUGGUUGGACUGACUGGAAACUGCAUGGUUUAUAUAUUGAUCAGGUAGGUCCUGCAAAUGAUUUUAGGCUUAGCUUUGUACAAUUGGGCUUAUUUAGGCGUUCUUUGGCUCACUGUGCAAUUUCGGGCUUAUUUAUGCGCUUAGGCUUAUUGCUUCAUCUGUAGGCUUAUUUUUGUGCCGUUAGGCUUAUGGCGGGUCUGUUAAGUUUAUAUAUGUGCCGAUAGGCUUAUUGCAUUGUCUUUAGGCUUGUUUUUGUGUUGUUAGGCUCUUUGCAUUAUUUUUAGGAUUUUUUUGUGCUUUUAUUACGUCAUCUUUAGGCUUAUUAUAGUGUUCUGAGGCUUGUGGCGUCUCUUACAAGCUCAUAAACUCAUUUCGGUGCUGUUAGGCAUAUGCCAGUUUGUUUAGGCUUAUUUUUUUUGCUUUCAGGUUUAUUGCGGCAUCCGUAAGCUUAUUUUUGUGUUAUUAGGCUUAUGGCGUCACGUUGAGGCUUCUUUAUGUGCCAUUAGGCUUAUUCAUAAUUUUUAGGCUUGAUUUUUCAUUUUUUGGGUCACUAUUAACUAGAACCCUUUCAGAACAAACCAAAUUUUUCGCCGUCUGCCCUCUUCUGUAUACCUCCAAACUCUGGCUGGCAUGAGUUCUCUAUUCUUGGUGUCACUACUGUCAUUUUGGGUAGAUCAAGGCUUCGUUCGGCCGUCAGCUCAACCGUCCAAGUACUUUUGCAAAGUUUCCACAUUUCUAACUCAUUUUUGCGACUUUGCCAGUGUUUGGUUGAUUGUGCUGAUCAGCUUCGAACGAUUGACAUUACUUUACAAGGCUACGUAAGUUUGAAAAUGGGGUAAAAUACGACAACAGGGCUUAAAAAUGAAAAUAAUUGGCUUUUAAAUGCAAAUUUUAGGAAAUUAAAUUUUUUUUGUAAAAUACGAAUUUUGUAAACGUCUCUUUUUCAAUAUCAGGCUAUUUGGCAGUUAAAAUACCGAAAAAUUCAAAAUUAAAAAAAAUUUUUAUUUUUUGAUUUUUUUUGAAAUUGUUAUCUGAAACAAGAUCUUUUUUUUUAAAUAAAAGCUCAAAAAUACUUUCAUCUACCAUAUAAUACUCUAAAUACAUCAAAAACUUCAUUUUCAAAAUUUUUGCUUUGGGUCCCACCACGAAAACCUUAAAAUCAAUGUUUGCUUUUAGAUUCCGCCGAAGCAUGGUGAAUUCGAUAAAGCAAGUUGGAAUAUUGAUCUCAAUCACAUUUCUGUGCAAUUUGUGGAUUUUACUUGUUGCUGAGAUUAAUGACAUUGGCAUUUGCGACAUUACUCCCGAAUACGAACAUAUCUACCAUGUACUGUAGUUUUUUUUGUAAAAUACGGUUUUUGAUUCUUCUCUUAAAAAUUGAAAAAAAAAUUUUACAAAACAGAAAAUGGCAGGAACUUUCUUUACAAAACAGAAAAUAGCAAGAACUUUCUUUACAAAGCAAAAAAUGGCAGGGACUUUCUUUACAAAACAGAAAAUGGCAAGAACUUUCUUUACAAAGCAGAAAAUGGCAAGAACUUUCUUUACAAAGCAGAAAAUGGCAAGAACUGUCUUUCCAAAACACAAAAUAGCAAGAACUUUCUUUACAACGUUCAUUUUUAGGCCUUUAGUUUAAUGGAAACGGGUAUUUGCAUGAUCAUUCCAACCGUUCUUAUCAUACUGUUCAACGUACUGGUUAUUCUUAAACUACGGUCGCAUUUCAAAAACAUACCAGCAUCACCAUCAGUGUCGUUUAAUACUGCUGAUACUGUAUAUUCUACUGGACCUUCCCAUACUAUUAAGAGUACCAAGGUGUCUAAGUGAGUAAUCUACAGUAUCAUAAAUUAUCUUACCCUACCCCACCCUACCCUACCCUACCCUACCCUACCCUACCCUACCCUACCCUACCCUACCCUACCCUACCCUACCCUACCCUACCCUACCCUACCCUACCCUACCCUACCCUACCCUACCCUACCCUACCCUACCCUACUCUACCCUACCCUACCCUACCCUACUCUAUCCUACCCUAUUCUACUCUACCCUACCUUACCCUAUCCUACCCUACCCUACCCUACCCUAUUCUACUCUAUCCUACUCUACCCUCCCCUACUUUGAAAUGUACCAUUCUUCAUUUUAGAGCCAGUAUGCACCACUUAUCAGUGAACGGUACCAAUAGUGCAGAGACAAUGGCUCUACGUUAUAAACGAUGUAGCUUACGCUACGCAGACCUACAGUUGACUAGGUCAUUAGUGAUUGUUACUAGUGUUUUUAUAUUGCUCAACCUGCCCAAUUACUUAUACCGUAUCGCUGUACAGUAUCUGAAGAUCAGCGAUCAGGUAAGGUAGCAAGAAAUUUCUUUACAAAACAAAAAAUGGCAAGGACUUUCUUUACAAAACAAAAAAUGGCAAGAACUUUCCUUACAAAACAAAAAAUGGCAAGAACUUUCUUUACAAACUUUAAAAUGGCAAGAACUUUUUUUACAAACUUAAAAAUAGUAAGAACUUUCUUUACAAAACAAAAAACGGCAAGAACUUUCUUUACAAAACAAAAAAUGGCAAGAACUUUCUUUCCACUAUAUCAUUUUUAAUUUUUCAGUCAGAAGUAAUGCAAUGGUUCUCAUUAGCCGCUCACGUCCUCUUAUACACACAUCAUGCUAUCUUAUUUUACAUGUAUAUCUUCAACUCACCGCAAAUGCGCCGCCGCUUAUUGCCGACGGCGUUGAAGCUGCUGGAGUGUUAUUGUUUGAAGCCGGUUCAGGAUUACUCGGAAAACGGGAUUAACUACUAA